This is a messenger RNA of Phascolarctos cinereus (koala), 5720 nucleotides long. Lineage: Eukaryota; Metazoa; Chordata; Mammalia; Diprotodontia; Phascolarctidae. The record is from RefSeq and is a predicted model, not a curated record.
UUGUAUGGGAAGUGGACUCAAGCCCCUCAAAUGCUAAGCAGCCAGGUUCUAGGCUGGCACAAGGCUAGGGCUAUUAAUCAACCAGUGAGUCUUCUGCAUGGAAGCCUUGGGUCCCUGCCAGCAUUCUGGAGCUCCUAGACUGAAGAUAGAUCCUGCCCCCUCCCUCUCUCCGUCUCUUGUACCUAGCUUUCAGGCCAGAAGAGGGCUCUGUGGUUCCCCCAGUGAAGAGGGUGGCAUCAAGGCGGGGAAUUCAAGCUUAUUAAAAGGAGGAGACAAGAGCCCGAACUUCAGAGAUAGGGACUUGGCUGAAGUAGGCGCCCAGUGGCUGUAGUAACCUAGAGAAAGAGGGAGCCAGAGAGAGACACACACACACACAGAAACAGAGACAGAGGGAAAUAGGGACAGAUCACAGGAGAGGGAGAGAGAGACAAGGAGGAAGGGGAGAAAAUAGAUGCAGUGAGAGAGGGAAAAAAGGAGAAGCUUGCAUUUGGCCGGGGGACCUUACACUUCUCCAGAAGCCCUGGCUGCUGACAGGAUGGACAGAGGAAAACCAGCAGGGAUGCUACUGGCAAGAAGGCACAGACCUUAGGAUUCUGCAGGUGCCCUCAGUGGUCAUCCACACCCAGCCAACCUUCACUGCAACUGAAAGAGGUGCAGAAGAAAAGCAGAAAAGGGAAAUCAUUCUAGAUCCCCUCUUCACCAUCACCCCCCACCUGGAGACAACCCCUCCUUCCACGUUGGAGCAGGCCAGGUUUGGGUCCAGUCCUCCUGUCCCUCCCAAAGAUGGGGGGUCUCUGGUGGACCUCACCAGUGUUCGGAGGGUCCUGCCCAUCUGUUCCUGAGGGGGAUCAUGUUCCUUAGGCAGGCAGGUGCGCCCCUCCGAAGCCACCCCAAGCUGAAGCCAAUGGCCAGGUGCCCAAUGGAUUCCUCUUUCCUGGGUCCAAGCUUUGUCCUUGGUGGAGACUCGGGGUGCUUGGAGAGGAAGUGCAGGGGCCCCUUCUGGAGGGCUCUGGGCUCUGGGAUGGCCACAGCUGUUCUUCCCAGCUGCUGGCUCCUGUUUGUCUUUCUGGGGCUUCUGGCAGCCGGCUCCUGUGAUGGCUCAGUUGAGUCGGAGAGACACGGAAGUAGACGGGAUCCAGAGAAGCAAUCUCAGUGGAAUGACUUUCCCAUGGAGCAAGGGGUGAGCAGCGGCCCUCUGCCAGCCUCUAAUGACCUGGAAGCCCCUGUCACCGAGAAGCCCCGAAGCAUUGACCCCAGGGAUACCUGGAUGCUCUUUGUCAGACAGUCCAACAAAGGGGUCAAUGGAAAAAAAAGGAACACUGGGAAAUCCAAAAAAUACAAGCUUGGGCUCCCUGGCCCUCAGGGCCCCCCGGGGCCUUCCAUCCCACCUGAGGAUUUAUUGAAGGAAUUCCAGCUGCUACUGAAAGGGGCGGUAAAGUAUCGGGAGAAGAUGAGCCUGAAGCCUUGUGAGGACUGUGGGGGCCAGGAAGCCGAGGCUGAGGAGGAGGAGAGGGUGGCCGAAGAGGACGACGUCCUGGCUCUGGUAACCGGGUCCCUGGCACAGAGCCACAGACCUCACCGGGUGGAGGCUGCCUUCCACUGCCGGCUGCGAAAGAACAUGUCCAUCGAGCGGCGAUCCUUCCAGGAACUGCAGCAAUAUUACCUGCCUGGAAAAGACGGAUCGUUUCACCGAGGUCUGGGGCUGAACCUCACCAGCGGUCAGUACACAGCCCCCAUCACUGGAUUCUACACAUUCGCUGCUACCCUGUACAUUGUGCACGGUGGGGACCAUCAGAAGAAGGGGCAGCCUCGGUCCCGGGACCGCCUGCGGGUGCUGAUCUGCAUCCAGUCUCUGUGCCAGCGUAACGUAUCUCUGGAGGCUGUCACUGGCCUGGACAACAGCAGCGAGCUCUUCACCGUCUCAGUGAGCGGAAUCCUGUACCUAGAGGCUGGCCAGUAUGCCUCCGUCUUCAUAGACAACGCUACUGGAUCGUCUCUCAUCAUCCGCAGUGGUUCGAAUUUCAGCGCUGUGUUCUUAGGGGUAUAAAUUCCUCGAACCCUAGAGUGACUCCAGUGUCUUCAUCUUCUUUCCGCUGUAACCUGAAGUCAAGAAGUUUUCCUGGGGAAGGAGCCAAACUUCCCGGUUUAGGUGCCACCUAGCCAAAGGCUGCCAAACUUUCUGACCUCUCUCCAAGAUGGCCACCCCACCUCACUCCAGAGACAUCCUCUACAAGAUGGUGCAUCAGGGGCUGAUCGGUCGAAUACUUCAAAGAAUAGAAAAAUGAGCGAUCUAUGUAUGAAGACUGUUCCCCUAAGAAAACAGGAGGUACCUGUGUAAUAUUUGUCAUGAAAAACUUUUUUUGAAUCAACUUCCUGGAAACCUGGCAUAUAUUGAUUUCUGGUUGGACUAGCCCUUCUAACUUCUCUGUAAAUUCCCCAUCUUGCCUUGAGAGCUGAUAGGUUCUGGCUGCACAAUCUAUCUGCUGAAUAGCUGCCAAAUGCCUUAAAGCUACACUCUCCUCCCUUGACCUCAAAAUUUAAUCAAGGUAAUUUUGGUUAAUGUGGGAGAAGUCGUACUCGCAUUUUCCAUCUUACAGUUGAAAGAUCUGUCACCCCACCCAAAGCCAUGGGUUCAGUUAACUCAAUUCCUCGCCUCCCUGAGGAUGAAAGUGAAGUUGGUUUGUGUGGGGCAUCCAGGUGAAGAGAGGGGCCAGAUGUUCACCAGCACUCCUGCUUGAGGGAAGGGGAAGAAGCUACAUGCUCCUGUUGCUUACUAUCCUGCACGCUCAGAGUCAGUCCUCACAUGCACUGGUCCUGCCCAGUGAAGCCACAUGUGGGAAUGUAGGGCCUUGCUACUGGUCACCCCACUCACUGCUUUUCCUCUUCCCUGGAGAUUUCUCCCUCCUCACCUGUGUCUUAGGUCUGUCUACAGAACCCACAAAGAUGGCUGACAGCCCUGAGGGUCAAGAUGGUUUUUCCCUCUUCACUAACUGAAAAGAUGACUUCUCCCCAUCCCCUUUAAGAAGCUGAAUCACUGUGGGGCUUGAUGCAUCAGCUGGGAGGUCAGGCUUCUUACACAAACUGUGUUUGGAUCAUAACCCUGGUGGCUCAAGAGCUGAACACCCAAGAUGAAGGUCUCCUUCUGGUAUCAACUUGGCCCCAUCCAACCCUUCUGCUUUCUUGUUGGCUUGGAAACUACCACUGGGAAGCAUUUCUUCAAACAACCCAACCUGGCUGGCAAUCUGGACAUCAGGUGGGAGGUCAACAGGCUUGCUGAUGCAGAGCUGGAAGGGACCUUAAAGUCUAACCCUUCCCCUUAGGAGGGACUGAGACCCACAGAGGCAAGGACAGGUCACCAAUCUAGUAAGUGUUGGCCAGUCCAAUAGGUGGGGCAGCUUUAUAGUGUGUCCCCAUGGGGUGGUCCUGCCAUUUCUCUAUAAUGCCCAGAGGACAGUUCAAUCUCCCACCACGAAGAACAACGGACCUUCACAGGUGGCUCAGCUUGACUGGCUGCACACUGCACCUAGUUUUCCUCUCAGGUCUGUCUGAUCCUGACUCGGAAGAAUGUUGACCCAAGUACAGAACUGUCCCUCAACAGCUCCUUUGGCCCUUGUAUGGCUUGGAGCUGCUGGCUGGGAAUGUCAGAGUCAAAGCCCAGCAGACCUGAGGGAGCCUGCUGGGCAUGACCUCUAAGGACUCUGGGAGGCCUUGAUCAGUCAGUCUGCUUAGUGGGUAUGUGAAGAAGGCUAACGUUAGGUAGCUUUGAAAGUUUAUCCUCUUUCCUCCCCACCCCCAGAAGUGCCAAAGAAUGAAAAUACGAUAGACAGCUGCAGUGAACCUCUGAAGUACAGCGACCCCGAUUUCUCAGUAAAACAUGUACCCACCCUACCUGGAAAGGGUAACAGGCAAUUAAAAAAAACCUUUUCCCUUCUGAUAAGGAGGCAAGGAGGCCAAACCCUUCCUUAGAUGAAUGUUUCCAACAGACGCACGCCAAACAGCUAGACCUUCCCUUGGAAAAACCCAAACGCCAACUUCAUUCUCAUCACACUCUACCGGGUAAUACGUUCUAUAGAAACGUAUUCAUCGUACAGUGUUGUCAAGUGGAUGAUGUUUAUGUGACUGCUGUUCUGUGUGGGUGCUGGGAUGAGUGCUUGAGAACUAACCGUGGAAAGCAGGGAACACCGAGGAGCAUGGCCUCUUCCAGAGCUCCCGAACGACGGAGGAGACAGACGAUGGCAGAGGCGGGGCCUGCAGGGCUUUGUCCCAGGACACUGAAACGGGGCCAGGCACUUAGCCCACCUAUACGUGGCCUCUGCAGGGCUCUGCCCCCACCCCACUUCCCUGCCUCCUCCCACCAGAACUGGCCCCCGGGGCUGCAAGGGCUAGUGAAGGCUGUGGCUAGGCCAGAGCUGACGCUCUGAAGGCAGCAGAUUCAAGCCUGCUUCUGCUCCUUGCUCUGAAAAGACUGAGCCUCUGGGAAGUAGAAAGACAGGGAUGGGUAACACCUCUCAAGCAUGACGUCUGGGUUGUGUCUUUUUCUGCAUAAAGACACAAGUUAAAUAAAUGUAACGUUAUUUCUUCACUGACUGGCUGUAUUUUUGCCUGAGGAGCUUUCUCCCCAAUGCUAUGAUUCACGCUAAGAGAAUGCUGAGAUUGUUAGCCCCAGGCUUUGGUCCCUAUUUUCUUAGGCACCGAAUAGAGACGGGGGCUAUACACAAACUACUGAAUUCUUAGGAAAAGGAUGUCUGAAACUCUGCUCUGAGAUCCUUCCACUCACGAGGAUUCAGCAGACUGAGCCCAGCCAUGCCAAGGGCCGGCUCGUUUCUCUCCCUGAUGUGUGGGGGGCUGUGGAGACAGAGGUGAAGAAUAAGAGGGCUGAGGAUCUCCCAGCGUUGGGGACACUAGCAGGACACGGGCCCAGGCAGAGAAGGCUGCAUGGAGGCGGUGACCCCUGAACAAAGCCAGAAGAGAAGGAUGGGAAAAGGUGGGGACAGGCACCUAUUCUAGACACACGGUCACAGUCCCUCUGAACGCUCAGGACACAGGAGGUGUGUCCUGAGGGCGCCUUGUGGACUCCCUGUGACCUUGCAGGCCACUGAAGUGCCUCAUAUGCACCUGUGUCUCUCCUGCUCUGUCCUCAAAGCCUAACUUCAGGGCCUCCUUCAUCUAUCCCUGCCCACUCCCCACACGUUUGACCGUCCAGCCUAAAAUGCUUUUCUAAACCCAAGCCCAGGAUGGAAACAUUUUAAUCUCUUACAAUGUUUUGAUCUCAAUUCUGUUAUCCAUUGUGUUAGCUACCCCUUCCAACUCUGUGCCAUCGGCAAACCCAUUAAACUUUCUAUUUAUGCCUUCACUGAAAUUACUAAUAAAACGAGCCUAGCCUUACACCAGAAACCCGCUCUCGGGCUGAUGGCGAGCAUUCAUUGACACCCUCUCAGUCUACCAAAAUCAGCCUACUAGGGUUCCUUUUAUUUGCUACAGAAGGACAACACUUGGCUGGCUGGAGGGUCAGGACCAUCCCUUUGGGAACUUCAGGGUUUCUCCCUCAGGUGCGGGUUUGAGGAGUCUACGCUGAAAUACCAUGCGACAUUUAGCUAAAAUCUAUAGACUAUGCCAUGAAGUGAGCUAAGCAGGUUAGAAAAAACAAACGAACAACCUUUAUUUACAACCACAGAGCCUGGCAGAAUACUCAGAACACAGAAUGCGCGCGUGUGAACCCA